This is a messenger RNA of Daucus carota subsp. sativus, 1043 nucleotides long. RefSeq names its product large ribosomal subunit protein uL2x. Bases 131 to 907 code for a protein of 258 amino acids. Gene Ontology annotation, biological process: cytoplasmic translation. The transcript is spliced from 2 exons. Gene Ontology annotation, molecular function: RNA binding; structural constituent of ribosome. Lineage: Eukaryota; Viridiplantae; Streptophyta; Magnoliopsida; Apiales; Apiaceae. Gene Ontology annotation, cellular component: cytosolic large ribosomal subunit; ribosome. The record is from RefSeq and is a predicted model, not a curated record.
GGCAUGGGCCUCUUUCAUCACUUUCGGCCCAUUCAAUACAACUCUAAAACCCUCGUUACAGCUGACUUCUCAUUUCCCUUACAGUCUCGGAACCCUAAUUACACAGCGGCGGUACACACUCAACAUCUUAAUGGGUCGGGUUAUCAGGGCACAACGUAAGGGAGCAGGGAGUGUAUUCAAGUCCCACACUCACCACCGCAAAGGACCCGCCAGAUUCCGGAGCCUCGAUUUCGGCGAGAGAAAUGGGUACUUGAAAGGCGUGGUGACCGAGAUUAUCCAUGACCCGGGUCGUGGAGCUCCGCUUGCCCGGGUGACAUUCAGGCACCCAUUCCGUUACAAGCAUCAGAAGGAGCUGUUCGUAGCUGCAGAGGGUAUGUAUACUGGUCAGUUCAUUUUCUGUGGGAAGAAGGCCAAUCUCAUGGUUGGUAAUGUUUUGCCUCUGCGAUCCAUUCCCGAGGGUGCUGUCGUUUGCAAUGUCGAACAUCAUGUCGGUGAUCGCGGUACUCUUGCCAGAGCUUCUGGGGAUUACGCUAUUGUUAUCAGUCAUAAUCCUGAUAACGGAACUUCUCGGAUCAAACUUCCAUCUGGUUCCAAGAAAAUUGUUCCUAGUGGUUGCCGUGCAAUGAUUGGCCAGGUUGCUGGUGGAGGAAGAACUGAGAAGCCUAUGCUUAAGGCCGGAAAUGCUUAUCACAAGUAUCGUGUGAAACGCAACUGCUGGCCCAAGGUUCGUGGUGUUGCUAUGAAUCCUGUUGAGCAUCCUCAUGGUGGUGGUAACCACCAACAUAUUGGUCAUGCCAGUACUGUUCGUCGUGAUGCACCACCUGGUAAAAAGGUUGGUCUCAUUGCUGCUAGGAGGACUGGUCGGCUUCGUGGGCAAGCUGCUGCUACUGCUUCUAAAGCUGAUUAAGCAUAGAUUUUGUGUUUUCUUAUCAACUUAAUCAACAUUUUGACUAAAAGCUGGUUUUAUGUAUCAAGACUUUGAUAAUUAUGCGUCUUAGAAGUUUUUGUUAUUGUCAAAGAAAAAGGGAAGUUUUUUUUGUUAA